GUGUGUGUGUGUGUGUGUGUGUGUUUGUGUAAGAAACAAAAACUGAAGAUUUGACCUGAAAAGUUCAAACUCCAAGGCGGAGGGAUCGCGGGCGAGGAGGUGGGGGGAGGCGUGUUUCUUGGAGUCGGAAAAGGGCGUGACGACCCUGGGUAAGGGGAGGGUGGACUGUCUGUCAGCACCCUUGGGUGAGUUGGUCUUGGGCAGUGGACGGUGACGUCGAGCUCGUUGUAAUUCACCUGCCUCACCAGGAUGGAUCACCGCCCACGUUCGCAGCCACCAGUCCCGGGCAACUCCAACAUGGCAUUGGAGCUGAUUUUUGACUUCGACGGCACAAUCACGGAGGCCGACAGCAUUGCGUCUGUCGUUGACGCCGCCCUGAGUCACCACAAAGCCUUGUCCCCCACCGAGACUUUUGCAUCCUUGACUGAUGCCUGGCAUCACAUUGUCAGGUCAUACCUGGCCGAACUUGAUUCCUACCACGGGAUUCUGGACUCUACCGUCCUGGGUCAUCAUCACCCGUCGUCUCUACAAGUCGCCAAGGCCCAGUUCUCAAAUGGCCAACGCCGCCGCAUCGAACAGGCCUCGCUGUUGCGAGUACAAGACGCCGGGUUGUUUCGUGGCGUCCCGCUCCAACACCUUUACCGCUGCGGCCAGGAGCACGUAGAGAAACAGAUCAUCAAACUCCGCAAUGGCUUCUCCGAGCUCAUUGAUCUCGCACGCGGCCCUUCUUCGAUGCACAGCACGAAGGUGCUCUCGGUGAAUUGGUCUGCUACGUACAUCAGGGGCGUCUUGACCCGAGUGGGCACCUUGCCCGUCUUUGCGAACGAGACAAACCCGGUCGACGGCUCCAUCAUGGCUGUCCCAGCUGCGUCUGCUGACAUCGCCGCGGCUGCAUGGCCCAGCGUCCUGACUGUUGGCUCGGACAAGUUGUCGGCUCUGCGAUGCCUCCGACGGCAGCAUCACGGGGCCAGCACAAACAUCCCGCCUGAGAUUGUCUACUUUGGUGACUCGACUACCGAUCUCGAAUGCCUUCUUGAGUUUGGCGGCAUUGUGAUCUCUCCAAGGGCCGAGACAGUACAACCACCCGGCAACAUGACCUCGGAUCCCAGUAGCAAGGCAGUCAUGGGAAGCGACCUCCUUCACGUGCUACAAACAACGUUUAGAUACAGUGUCCCUCAUGUCUCCCAGUACAAGGACGAGCUCGUCUGCUGGGCUCGCGAUUUCGCCGAGGUAGUGCACAGCAAUUUCCUACAGAAACGGGCGGCCAACGUGCGGGCGUGAGUGGCAAGACCAGCCUCGUCGGCGAUCGAUUUCCACCCGAUGCAGAGCAUCAGCGUGCCUGUGGCGGGUUCGGGCUGAGUGUCCAAAUCGGAUAAGGAAGCUACCAGGUUCGCAAACAUCAAGGAGCAAAUCUCUGGGGCCAAGACUGGGCUACGGAUGGGCACGAGAAAUAAUAGGGGGAGCCAAUACGGGUGGAUGGCAUCGGAACGUCCAGUCCACCAAGCAUCAGUUUCUAAGCAACAGGACGGUAUGGCCUGCCCAUCCGGCCAUUCCUACCGGCAUGUCUUGGAGUGAGUACCUAGGUAAUCGAAUCGCCAAUCCUGUCCGUCCUCGAAGUCCCGGACUUUUUGCAUCAGUGACCAUGAAGGAUUGGUGCAUUUUGCUAAUCAUGGCACAUGUUCCUGUGAAUCCUUGGUGUGGACCCCCCUACCCAACACUGCUUGGGUGACUCAUUAAUGCACGGCACGCUUCUUACCAUGAGCAUGCCUUGUCAACCGCCCAAGUACAUGCUUCGCUCUCAACGACCUGUCCCGCCAACACAGACAUGCCAUGCCAAAUCGAAC
Messenger RNA from Diaporthe batatas, 1844 nucleotides. RefSeq lists its product as uncharacterized. The record is from RefSeq and is a predicted model, not a curated record. NCBI's taxonomy places the organism in Eukaryota, Fungi, Ascomycota, Sordariomycetes, Diaporthales, Diaporthaceae. The transcript is spliced from 2 exons. Bases 250 to 1281 code for a protein of 343 amino acids.